CGCCGCCGCCGGGGAGAAGCGUUCGGGAGGGCGCGGCGCGCGCCGGGCUCGGCACCAUGGAGAUGAUCAGGAGCAAUUUUAAGAAAAAUCUUAACAAGGUCUACCAAGCCAUCGAAGAAGCGGAUUUUCUGGCUAUUGAUGGGGAGUUUUCAGGCAUUAGUGAUGGACCAUCAGUCAGCGCGUUAACAAAUGGUUUUGACACCCCAGAAGAAAGAUAUCAGAAACUUAAAAAGCAUUCCAUGGACUUUCUGCUAUUUCAGUAUGGCCUCUGCACUUUUAAGUAUGACCACACGGAAUCAAAGUAUGUAAUGAAGUCAUUUAACUUUUAUGUUUUCCCGAAACCCUUCAAUAGGACUUCACCAGAUGUUAAGUUUGUAUGUCAGAGCUCAAGCAUAGUGUUUUUGGCCAACCAAGGAUUUGAUUUUAAUAAAGUGUUUCGCUGCGGAAUUCCCUAUCUGAACCAAGAAGAGGAAAGACAGUUGCGGGAGCAGUACGAUGAAAAACGCUCUCAAUCGAACGGUGCAGCGACUCUGUCAUACGUAUCGCCAAAUGCCUCUAAGUGCCCUGUGACUAUUCCCGAGGAUCAGAAAAAGUUUAUUGAUGAAGUGGUAGAGAAAAUUGAAGAACUGCUACAAAAUGAAGAAAACAAGAAUUUGGAUUUGGAGCCAUGCACAGGAUUUCAAAGGAAACUAAUCUAUCAGACAUUGAACUGGAAGUAUCCCAAAGGCAUACAUAUCGAGACCUUAGAAACAGAGAAGAAAGAGCGAUAUAUUACAGUUAGCAAAGUAAAUGAGGAAGAACGCAAAAAAAAGGAACAACAGAAACAAGCUAAAGAGCAGGAGGAAUUGAAUGAUGCUGUAGGAUUUUCCCGAGUUAUUCAUGCUAUUGCCAAUUCUGGAAAACUUGUUAUUGGGCACAACAUGCUCUUAGACGUCAUGCAUACGAUUCACCAGUUCUAUUGUCCACUGCCUGAGGAUUUGAAUGAAUUUAAGGAAGUAACAGCAUGCGUCUUCCCCAGGCUAUUAGAUACAAAGUUGAUGGCAAGCACCCAGCCUUUUAAGGAAAUUAUUAACAAUACAUCCCUUGCAGAACUGGAAAAGCGACUAAAAGCAACUCCAUUUAACCCUCCUAAAGUUGAAAGCGCAGCAGGAUUUCCCAGCUAUGACACCGCUUCUGAACAGCUCCACGAAGCAGGCUAUGAUGCGUACAUUACAGGACUGUGUUUCAUCUCCAUGGCUAACUUCCUAGGUUCUUUUCUCAGUCCUCCAAAAAAUCACGUGUCUGCCAGAUCAAAACUCAUUGAACCUUUUUUUAACAAGUUAUUUCUUAUGAGGAUCAUGGAUAUCCCAUAUCUCAAUUUAGAAGGACCAGACUUGCAGCCCAAGAGAGAUCAUGUUCUCCAUGUGACCUUCCCAAAAGAAUGGAAAACUAGCGACCUUUACCAGCUUUUCAGUGCCUUUGGAAACAUUCAGGUGUCUUGGAUUGAUGAUACAUCAGCAUUUGUCUCUCUUAGUCAACCUGAACAAGUGCAGAUAGCUGUCAACACCAGCAAGUAUGCUGAAAGCUAUCGGAUCCAGACUUACGCUGAGUAUGUGGAAAAAAAGCAUGAAGAGAAGCAGACCAAGAGAAAAUGGGCAGAAGAUAGUUGGAAGGAGGUGGAGAGAAAGCGGUUAAAAACUCAGUGCACAUCUUAUGUUCCACAGAGUCGGUACUACUGUGCUAACAGUUUUACAUCAGCAAAUACAGAGGGAAAAAGAAGUAUGAGUCCCAUUAAAGAGGAAGCUGGCUCUGAAGACCCAGACACGGAAGAAGAAGAAUUUUCCGACACAGAACACGAACAGACAGAGUCCCUUCUAGAGGGGACGAAGAAAGCCAAGAAAUUCAAAAAAAUGAAGAAAGAGCACAUCCCUGCAGAAAGCAUCAAGGGGAGUUCAGCAGGCCUCUUUGAAGUUCCUGAUACGUGGUAGCCAACAGCUGUUCAAAUGAAAAAAAAAAAAGCAAAGUUGAUUCUGAGAAAUCACCAGACUACACCACUUGGAAGCCAUAACUGUACUUAAUUUAAUAAAACGUGGUGUGAGCAUGGUUUAAAAACAAAGCGUAUCAUCUGAAAAACCAGUCUUUUAAACUGUCUUUUGAACAAUCAUCACUGUUUUAAUCUGUCAUAAAUGGAUAUAUUAUUAACUGGUUCAUCUUGUUAGUCACGUGAAACUUUUCCUGUCAUAAAAUGUUAGAUAUAAGAGUCAAAAUGAAGUGUGUUUCGGGCCGCCCGAUGUGGUGUAUUGGCUGUGAAAUGAGCAGAAAGGGCCAACAUUCUUCCAUGCUGUGGUCAUGAAUUAGUGUUGAGCCGUUUCCUGUGUAGAGGGGUUAUCACACAUCUCUCCAUGUUCAGGUUUUCAGGCAAUUGCACUGCAUGGUCAUCAGCCUCACGAUGAAUAGAUCUGUCAGCGUCUCACUGCUUCGCCCCCGUGACUCUGACUGAGACUCACAUUACACUUUCAAACCCUUUUUCCAGUAGGAAAAUUUCAACCGAGGUCAACUCAGAAAUGAACCCAAUAUGUGCACUGGCCUUUUGGAAAACAAUUUAUAGAGUACUUUCCUAAGACGUUAAUUUCUCAUGUGGGAGGCAGGGAUGGGAGAGGGUAGGUUCUUUCCUCACAUGCCGUUGAAAGUCUUGGUCUGGAUUUGUAGUUUUUUGGAUUUGUUUUUUUGUUUGUUUGUUUUUGGUGGGGAUUGUUUUUGAUAAAAAAAACAAUGUGUGAGUGGGUCUGAGCGUGCAUGCUUGUGUGUGUGCAUGUGUGUAUGAACUCUGUGGUAAACUUACUACUAGCUACAGCACCAGCCCAGACUAUAAAUACAACAAAAAGCCCAUGGCUCUGCUAUGGUAGAUCAGCUUUACAUCAUUGUUAGAUAUUUAACGUUUUUGUAUCAUGGAAAUGAAGAAAAAUGUAUUUCCAUAACAUAAAAAAAUUAAAGAAAUUUUCGUAGGA
Molecule: messenger RNA, 2987 nt
Organism: Tachyglossus aculeatus (Australian echidna)
Lineage: Eukaryota; Metazoa; Chordata; Mammalia; Monotremata; Tachyglossidae
Gene: PARN
Product: poly(A)-specific ribonuclease
Exons: 24
Coding region: 57-1967 (636 amino acids)
Biological process (GO): nuclear-transcribed mRNA poly(A) tail shortening
Cellular component (GO): nucleus; cytoplasm
Molecular function (GO): metal ion binding; RNA binding; poly(A)-specific ribonuclease activity
Source: RefSeq, a predicted model, not a curated record